AUGGAUCUUGUAGGCACACAGGUGACGGUUCCCGGAUCACGAGGACAUGGUAUACUUCGAUAUUACGGACCUAUCGACGGCAAAGCUGGAGUAUUCGGGGGCAUAGAAUUGAUAGGUCCUUUGGCAACUUCCCGCGGAAAAAACUCAGGAAAUGUUGAUGGUGUACAAUAUUUUGAUGUCAAGAUUCCCCAAACUGGGUUAUUUAUUCCGUGGGAAAGGCUCAGGAGUUCGAACCCCCAGUUGGACAACGACACGAGUGGUCGUAUAAGUCGCCAAAGUAGCGGAAAUGGACGCCAAUUGCAUAUACCGAAGAGAAGCACCCAGUCUACACCCGAGAAAAACCGAGAUUCCAGGCAAGAAGCGUUGUUUUACAAACAACAGUACGAGACGUUGAAGGAAGAAACGGAGAAAAAAUCAGCAAUUCUUACAGAACUUCAAAGAACAGUGGCUGAACUCGAACCGUUGCUUGAAGAGUACGAGAGAGACCUUCAAGAACGAGACAAAAAAUUGGCCAAACAAAGAGCCGAGUUUGAACGAGCUCGGGAAAACUGGCGUGAAAGCAUGGACUUGAUGUCUUCGACUCAGCAAGAAACGGAACUUUUUUACGAAGAAAAAUUGAAAGAAUUGGAGGGAGGUGCCAACAUCGAGGCAUUGAAAAAACUCCACGAAAAAGAGAUUGACGAGCUCCAACGCAAGCUCGAAGCAUCACAGAGUCGGGUUGAAACGCUAGAGAAGCAACUCGAAGCCGAAAAGAACAAAAACGAUAGAAAAGCGUUGGAUGAUAUUCUGACGAAAAUGGCCCAUACCUCACUUAAUAACAACCAACUUCCAAUUUACGAGCCCAAAAAGCAAACCGACCCGAGCACGGGGAGAGACAAUUGGUGCGGGCUCUGCGAACAAGACGGCCACGUAGCACUGGAAUGCCCGUAUGAAAAUGAUGCCUUUUGA
Messenger RNA from Meyerozyma guilliermondii ATCC 6260, 948 nucleotides. RefSeq lists its product as uncharacterized. NCBI's taxonomy places the organism in Eukaryota, Fungi, Ascomycota, Pichiomycetes, Serinales, Debaryomycetaceae. The record is from RefSeq and is a predicted model, not a curated record. The coding region runs from base 1 to 948 and encodes 315 amino acids. The transcript has a single exon.